Molecule: messenger RNA, 1481 nt
Organism: Trachymyrmex cornetzi
Lineage: Eukaryota; Metazoa; Arthropoda; Insecta; Hymenoptera; Formicidae
Product: dopamine N-acetyltransferase
Exons: 4
Coding region: 162-953 (263 amino acids)
Molecular function (GO): N-acetyltransferase activity
Source: RefSeq, a predicted model, not a curated record
AUAAGACUGUCGGCGUUCUAUUACAAUGCGCAGUGUCAGAUUACCACCUCGUCGACCACAAUCGAGCAUCACGUUGUUAGCGCUUGGAGAACUUGCUUCCACAGUUACAAUUUGUACAGUUACCUGAAGUGCAGUAAAGCUCGCGGAUCUUAUCAUUCAUUAUGGAGAACGUACGUGCAUCAAAUCGGGUUAACGAGAUUCGCAUCGAUAGCGACAAGACCACCAUCAAUUUUGUGAAAGAUGCACCAAAGAUUACGAGAUACUCGUUGGCCGAUUUGGCUGACGGAUCCAGCAACAGUAUGGAUUAUCAUAUCGAGAUAAUUAAUAAGGAUAAUAAACUGAGAGUGCUGAAAUUCUUAAGGAGGUUCUUCUUCAGAGACGAGCCGCUGAAUCAGAGCAUUCAAUUAAUUCCGGAGGGUGAAGACAGUACUUGUGCGGAACUGGAGGAAUACUGUUGCAAUGCAUCAUUUGAAAAUAACAUGAGUCUAAUGGCAGUUUCCGCGAAUGGUACAAUUGUUGGAGUUCUGCUCAAUGGCAAAAUGGAUAAUCUUCUAUCAAAUGAAGAACCAGAAUAUAUACGUUCGUGUAAAAACGCGAAAUUUAAGAAGAUAUUGAGAUUACUGCAUCACCUGGAUAAAAGUGUGAACAUGGGUGGACGGUUUCGAGAUUCUAAAAUUCUGGAGGUCAGAAUAAUUUCGGUGGACACAAAUUGGAGAGGAAGAGGUGUCGGGACGACUUUGAUGGGAAAAACAGCGGAAAUGGCAAAGGAACAAGGAUAUCAUUAUCUCAGGGCAGACUGUACGUCCAUUUUUUCCGCUAAGAUGUGCGAACGACUUGGUUACGAUCAGAUAUAUAAAAUUAAUUAUAAGGACUACGUGGAUGAGGACGGAAAACCAAUCUUUUCACCUGUAUUACCACACGUAGCGGCUGUCUCAUAUGUAAAGAAAUUAUAAAAAUAAAGUUGGAAGAUAUAGAAUUGAAGAGAGAAGUAUACAUCUGGAAUGAACAAAAAUUUGUGUAAAGAAUAAUAAGAAAAUAGCAAUAUAUUAUUAUCUUAUGUCGUUUAUAUUAAAAAUGUAUAGCAGUGUUUUUAUUGUAAAAAAAAUAAUUAUUGGGAUAUCUCGAAUAAGUUCUUGCUGUUUUCCAACUGCGUGCGUGUAGUUGAAGAUGGGAACACAUCGAUAAGGAACUAUGAUAAGCAAGCUUGAAAUUCAGUGUAUGUCAUCUUGUCGAAGUGUAAAUAACUUUUCGUUUCAUAGUGUUAAACAUGUCGAGUUUCGUGCCAACAAAAGAGUAUUUGCGGGGAAUUUUACUACACUACUUUAUUAAAAAAAAAUCUGCAGCCGAAGCACACAGAAUUCUUGUUUAGACUUACGGUGACCAUGCUCUGUCGGAAACAACAUGCAGAGAUUGGUUUAGACGCUUCAAAAAUAAUGAUUUUGAUGUUGAAGAUAAAGAACGCUCUGGCGCACCGAAAAAGU